Messenger RNA from Gadus macrocephalus (Pacific cod), 2502 nucleotides. RefSeq names its product ATPase, H+ transporting, lysosomal, V1 subunit B, member a (gene atp6v1b2a). The record is from RefSeq and is a predicted model, not a curated record. NCBI's taxonomy places the organism in Eukaryota, Metazoa, Chordata, Actinopteri, Gadiformes, Gadidae. Gene Ontology annotation, biological process: proton transmembrane transport; ATP metabolic process. Gene Ontology annotation, molecular function: proton-transporting ATPase activity, rotational mechanism; ATP binding. Gene Ontology annotation, cellular component: proton-transporting V-type ATPase, V1 domain. The transcript is spliced from 15 exons. Bases 134 to 1645 code for a protein of 503 amino acids.
UGCUACUUCCGGUUCCCCCAAUGUCAUAUGACUAGCUCACCUCAGCCGUCGUCUCGACAACACCGAUAUUAUUAAUACAAUUACCCGUGCUUCUUGUCUGCUGCUUUCCGCUUUACCUACACACUCUCCGGCUAUGGCAACGUUGGCGGCGAACCGGGGGAUGGAUUUCAACAGCACGGCUGCGGCUGCCAGGGAGCACACCCAGGCUGUGACCAGAAACUACAUCUCACAGCCCAGGCUGACGUACUCUACGGUCUCCGGAGUGAACGGACCCCUGGUGAUUCUAGAUAAUGUGAAGUUCCCCAGAUAUGCUGAGAUUGUGCACCUGACCCUGCCUGAUGGAACUAAGAGGAGUGGGCAGGUUCUUGAGGUCAUCGGGAGCAAGGCUGUCGUCCAGGUGUUCGAGGGUACGUCGGGUAUCGACGCGAAGAAGACGGCCUGCGAGUUCACGGGCGACAUCUUGCGUACGCCAGUCUCUGAGGACAUGCUGGGGCGGGUCUUCAAUGGAUCUGGGAAACCCAUCGACCGCGGGCCCACUGUGCUGGCCGAGGACUAUCUGGACAUCAUGGGCCAGCCAAUCAACCCCCAGUGCCGUAUCUACCCUGAGGAGAUGAUCCAGACCGGCAUCUCCGCCAUCGACGGCAUGAACAGCAUCGCCCGAGGCCAGAAGAUCCCCAUCUUUUCUGCUGCUGGUCUGCCCCACAAUGAGAUUGCCGCCCAGAUCUGUCGGCAGGCUGGCCUGGUCCAGAAGUCGAAAGACGUCAUGGACUACACCUCUGAGAACUUCGCCAUCGUCUUCGCAGCUAUGGGGGUCAACAUGGAGACUGCCCGCUUCUUCAAGUCGGACUUCGAGGAAAACGGUUCCAUGGAUAACGUUUGCUUGUUCUUGAAUCUGGCCAACGACCCCACCAUUGAGCGCAUCAUCACCCCCCGCCUGGCGCUGACCACUGCGGAGUACCUGGCCUACCAGUGUGAGAAGCACGUCCUCGUCAUCCUCACUGACAUGAGCUCCUACGCCGAGGCCCUCCGAGAGGUGUCUGCAGCCAGAGAGGAGGUGCCCGGCCGUCGUGGCUUCCCUGGAUACAUGUACACCGAUCUGGCCACAAUCUACGAGCGUGCCGGGAGAGUGGAGGGCAGGAACGGCUCCAUCACCCAGAUCCCCAUCCUCACCAUGCCCAACGACGACAUUACCCAUCCCAUUCCUGACUUGACUGGUUACAUCACUGAGGGACAGGUGUAUGUGGACAGACAGCUCCACAACAGACAGAUCUACCCCCCAAUCAACGUGUUGCCGUCCCUGUCUCGUCUGAUGAAGUCUGCUAUCGGUGAGGGCAUGACCCGCAAGGACCAUGCAGAUGUCUCCAACCAGCUGUACGCCUGCUAUGCCAUUGGGAAGGACGUCCAGGCCAUGAAGGCUGUGGUAGGAGAGGAGGCCCUGACCCCCGACGAUCUGCUCUACCUUGAGUUCCUGCAGAAGUUCGAGAAGAACUUCAUUGCCCAGGGCCCCUAUGACAACCGGACGGUGUACGAGACGCUGGACAUCGGCUGGCAGCUGCUGCGUAUCUUCCCCAAGGAGAUGCUGAAGAGAAUCCCCCAGAGCACCAUCGCCGAGUUCUACCCCAGGGAGUCCGCCGCACGCCACUAAGGGCUGUCUCUGGUUCUCCCGCUCUCGUUGUCUCUCUCCCAGCUUCCCAACAAUUCCAGCACUGAGGUCGUCCCAACACCCCCAACCCCUCGUCCCAGCCCCAGCCGUCUGCCUCCCUCUUGCUCCACCCUGAAGACGUCCUUGAUUGAACAGGGCGACGUCCCCCUUUAGUGUAGCUGUAGUGUGGUUGGUACAUGUUCAGCAGUCUUGUAUAGAACGUAGCUUUGAUUGUGAGAUCUACAUUUUUAUUACAACAAGCACCAUUCUCUCUCUCUCCCCCCCCCCCCCCCCCCCCCCCUCACUUCCAGAAUCCCACAUGGUUCCUUGUUAUUUAUUUGGGUUUGUGCUGGAUAAAACAAAAAAAUCUUGGUUGUUUAUUUCAAGCUGAAUGUGUGUGUAUGUAAAGGAUGGGGUUGUUUGCCGACGACAUUCUCAAAACAUUUCAGUGGUUGCCAGGUAUCCGGAACUGCUCGACUGUGUGUUUUGUUAAGAGUAUUAUGCAUGAAAACCUGUGGUAGAUAAAACAUUUGUCUGUGAUUUCAGAUAUUCAGAUUUGGGUAUGAUCAGAGGUUUGUUAUGCAAAGCUGAAGCUGGGCGUUCAGAUCACAAGCUCCAUGCAGAUUUGGUUUAUUCCCUUGUCUUGUCUACAAUGCAUUUUCCCUGAAUCCUAAAACAGUGGAUGUUUACACUUUGUUUUGUUGUUUUGAGUGAUUGUUAUUGUAAAGGAAAAAAAAAAAGGAUAUAUAUAUAUGAUAAACAUUCCUGUUUGUGUUUGAAGAAAUCAAUUGAAUGUUGUCAACAGCUGUUAAUUUGUGCGCUAACCUGUCAUCGGAUUAAUUAAAUUAUAUUCCAAAGUG